This is a messenger RNA of Ectocarpus siliculosus, 912 nucleotides long. The record is from the annotation of a GenBank genome assembly. NCBI's taxonomy places the organism in Eukaryota, Phaeophyceae, Ectocarpales, Ectocarpaceae.
AUGGCCUGGGGCGCCGUGCUGACGCAGUGGUACGUCACCGCUGCCACCGCCUACUGUAUACUGUUGCUGGCGCUUGGACAAGAGCUAGACGAGCCCUACACCGAUGCGGACGAAGAUCGACUCAAGUCAUUUUGGGACACAAGGGUAGAGGUGGACCCUUGCUGCGACGUCAUAUUGGGGGAACCGCUGGAGAUCACCGUUUGGUUCAGAACAGACGGCAAUUUCACGGAAUCAGCCGCUCUCUAUGUCGACCUUCCCCGUCUGACAACGGGCACACUCGAAAACUUGUUCAACGACAGCACAGACAUUGGUCUUGGCGAGCUGGAUGUAAGCCCGUCCACCCUUUGGAGAGGCGCGUGGGAGCAAGGGGUGUACGAUGAAGAUUCUCCAUACGAAGGAUCACGCCUGUUGAUGGUGCUAAAACCUGGCCGGACCUUAGACCCCGAUUCGGAUGAGGAUAUGUUCGUAAGAAUUUCCAAGCGCAACCGCAUCUCAGCGUUCUGCGGGUGGGCGGAGGAUUCGGUAGACUUCCGCCUCUACACGAAUUCCUCGGACUUCGGUGAAGCAAUCAUCGAGACUUCUCCCCGGCUAGGCGACGGAUGCAGAGCGGACUGCUUCGAAAGAGGGGUGUGCGACUACUGCCACGAGGCUUGCCAUUGCCACGAGGGACAAGGGGACAAGACAUUCGACAUCGUAGACAGCGGGGGCUGGACGCGUAUAGAUUGCGCCGACUAUGUGUGUCCUUCGGGGAAAUCGUGGGCGGCGCGGCCGACGACCCUCGAAGGUAGAGGAAGGGCAUCGUUGGAGAAUCAUGGGCUGGAGGAAUGCUCGGGAAACGGCAGCUGCGACCGAACGGAUGCAUCUUGCGUCUGUGCUCCCGGUUUCGAGGGCGACGCCUGCCAACGAACUUAA